This is a messenger RNA of Zychaea mexicana, 2055 nucleotides long. RefSeq lists its product as uncharacterized. The transcript is spliced from 7 exons. The record is from RefSeq and is a predicted model, not a curated record. Bases 480 to 1676 code for a protein of 398 amino acids. Lineage: Eukaryota; Fungi; Mucoromycota; Mucoromycetes; Mucorales; Lichtheimiaceae.
AUUUCUGCACGCUGUUGUUAUUUACUAUUUGAUUAUUUUUUUUUGGCUAUUUCGCUCCAACGUCAAAAAUGUCAAUGUCAUUCACACGAUCGUGGCUGCUUCGACUACCUAACACGCGAUUGGCGACUAUGCGAAACGCACAACAUACCCUUCAACCCCGUCCAUGUUUCGAUCGUUAUAAUCGCCAGCGCCAGUUAAGCUCAUGCUGUCACUUGCGACAGCAACACAACAACAACACCUUUGACCAAGAUCUACUCGAGUCGAUCGAAUCCCAUCGACCCAGCGGUAUACCACGAGCCAUUAAAGACAAAAACUACCAAGCGAUAUGUUCAGCACUCGAGCAAUCGUUUACUGUCCCACAGUUACGCCUUUAUUUAAAGACACAUUGCAACAAGCGCGUGAUCGUACCCUAUAGGGCGAAAAAAGCCGACUUGUUGAGACUUAUUGUCAGCGACCAUUGGGGGUUCCCGUCGCGAGAAAUGAUCCAACAAGCCGAACUGAAGCGGAAACGUGACGCCGUCGCGAUUUAUUUCAAGACGACCAAGCCAGAAUUGUUCUUAUUCAUUAGCGAUGAAGGCGUGACGCUUCGAAAUAUCGAGCAAGCCAAUGAUGUGCAUAUCUCCAUCAUGGUGGAUGAGGGUCAAUAUGUCGUUGAAGGAUUACCGCAAAAUGUCGCCAAGGCGCAGCAAGAAAUUAAAAAGAAUUUGAAGCUUAUUCAAGAAGACGUGUCAUUGUCAUCUCAGUUGAAGCAAGGGGUCACAUUUGAAGACGUGGUUGCCAGGGUGAUGCCGAUUAUUCCCAACGUAUCCAAGCAAAGCGGAACGUAUAUUUCUACUAGCAACGACAAGUUUACAUUCACAAGCUUGUCGUACCAAUCCAUGGAUCAAGCAAAGUUGCUGAUGGCACAAGCAUUAAGUGAACUUGAUAUCACGAAAAAAAGCUCAUUAGGUGCCGCAGACUAUACCUUUGCGAACGUUACACAGCUCCAUCAACAACUCGAGUUUGUGCCAGUACAUGAUUCCCAAGCAAUGUCACUUACAAGUAAACCCUUUGGUUGGAGUCGAGUGAGAGCUCUUCCGGAUAAGAACAAUCCACACAUAUCAAGUCCAGGACAGCUUUCCUUUUAUAACAUCCUUGGAAACUGGAGCAGUAAUCAAAACGCGGCAUCUGGAACCGAUAUCAAAGCGUUGCUGAAGCAACACAUCGGCUCUGAAGAUAGCGACUCGAACGUUCAUCUGGAAGCUAGAUUCGGUGCAGUUCUUUACGAAAACCUAAAGUCGAAGACGUCACCCAUGCUUACGGCUCCUCAAAAUACCAUAUUCGAUGCUCAAGCACUCCAAAAAUACACUGCUAACACGUCCCGUAGUCGACGUAUAUUCUUUGGCAUGCAACCUCCUUCAAAUAUCACUGCACCAUUACUCCCAGUCACCAGUGACCAUGGUAUCCAUAGACGAUCUGUUGUAUUGGAAUAUGUCAACAGGAAUGAUCUGGUGAACUUGGAAAUGGCGUCUCUGUAUACACCACCACCACCUCCUCCCAGUAGUAACAACGACGCUAAUGCACUGCAUCGUGUUCGAGUCGAGUUUUUGGUUCAAGAGGAUGGUUCGCUCUUGUUGGAAAAGGCAGAAGGAGAACGAAAGCGCGCAACGAUUGAUCUGAUUGCGCUAGCAGGGUAAAAAGUCGAUGAACACGCUUAAAGUAGCACAUUCUUACUGAAUCCUUUGAUCCCUAUUCUAUAGCAACGUCGAUGUGCGGUUACUGGCCAAAACAUACAUUGCUUUCAAUGGGAAAGAUAUGGGAAAAGUACCAGAGUUUUAUUCCCAAGCAAACCUUCCCGCCUCUCUGCAUUCGCUUGUUGAUCAAUGCGAACUUACAGGGUAAAAACCGAAAAAAAAACGUUGGAUGCGGAUUGAGUCUAUUUACAUAGUGUCUCAACAUGGAUCUCCUUGAAGUCUCGUUCCGGGAUGAAGCCCGAUAUCUGGCAGAUCAGACUUUGGUGACUGUGAGCGAUAUCGAUGCACAAUAUUCACAAGCAAGGCGAACUGAACUAAUGGU